Molecule: messenger RNA, 1494 nt
Organism: Suillus plorans
Lineage: Eukaryota; Fungi; Basidiomycota; Agaricomycetes; Boletales; Suillaceae
Exons: 6
Coding region: 117-1157 (346 amino acids)
Biological process (GO): protein insertion into ER membrane
Cellular component (GO): cytosol
Molecular function (GO): protein binding
Source: RefSeq, a predicted model, not a curated record
CCGUGGUCUGGCAGGUUGGAGUAAGCCGGGCAGGACCCCUGACACCAACAAUAUUGGAACAAUAUGCAAUCCAACUGAAAUGCAUACCCAUAUCAUUCACCACUAGAACCACAGCGAUGCCUGCAGUAUCCGGUUCAUCUUCUCGCGCCCUGAACGCGAUCCUACCGCUUGUCGCGUCUGGGCAGCCCUACGAAGCGCACCAGAAAGCACGCACCUUCGCUUCACGGUACAGCAAGUCUGGGCAGUACGACACUGCCAUCGACGUGCUCUUCCAGAGUGCGAGAGAACUCCUGAAAGUUGGCCAGCAGGGAAGCGGAACAGAUUUGACGCUGUUCCUUUUGGAAGUAUAUGAAAGCAAGGGCGAGGCCGUGGAUGAUGAGUCUCGAGGGAGACUAACACAACUCAUCGCGCUGACUGGAUCAUCCGGAUCAUGGAGGAAAACGAUCAUUGAUAGAUCUAUAUCAUGGUCAGCCAGACAUGGUGAUUGUCCCGCAGGUGACCAAGACCUGCAUCACUAUAUCGGAGAGCUCUUAUAUAAAGAUGGGGCUUUCGAUGCGGCAGAACCUCACUUCCUUGCGUCAGGAAAAAGGGAUAGCGCACGUUCACUAGCGAACAUGAUGAUAGAAUGGUCAGCAGCGGGUGGAGCUCUAGGGAACUUUGCCCUUCGAGGUACACUUCCAUAUCUACAAAAUGGCAACAUCGUCGGAGCUCGCACAUUCAUUUCGCAGUUCAUUGCACAAGUGAUUUCAUCUCGACCGAAACUGAUUUCGCCACUGCAAUCAUCUCCAUUGCCUGUCACUCCUACGGGUGAAAUCACACAUACGACUGAGCCUGUGCUCAACUUCUGUCAGCUUGCUGUCUUGACAUGUCAACGGGCAAAUGGGGAUAAGAAUAAAGUGAUGCGCGAGAGCUGGGUGAGGCUUUGUGGAACAUAUCAAUCUAAAGGUGGCGUCUUAGCGACCAGGGAGGUUCGGACGACACUACAGGAGAUAGCAACGUUGUACUUUGCAAUUCCUCCGCCACGCACUCAGCCUGAUAAUCCAUUGGGAGCUAUGAUUUCCUCUAUGCUGGGCGGUGGGAUGCCGGGAGGAGGGGCCCCUCCGCGGCGGAUGCUGUCUCCCGCUGUGAGCGGACUAUCAGCUCCAGGACUGGAUUAGUCUCCAUUCAAAAGCUUCUGAUUGGGUGUAGUUUGGGUUUCAGCGGGACGGACAUGAGAGGAUAAGGUAAUCGAAAGGGACGUGUUAUUAGGUAUCUUGUAUCAAAACGCAUUCGUCGUACGUAUUUUACUUUACAUACACAAUCACUCUUUGCUAUACCUGUUCUGUCCGUGCACUUGUUCUUCGUUCCAGAUUAUCCUGGCAUCUCCGCAACGAACUCUCCUCAGUCCCUCAAUUCGAAGACUGAGGUCAAUAUUAGUAUUUGCUGACGCAUGAUAUUUCUCAUUCUAAUUACCUAUAUAGUCCUCCUUUUGUGCCUAGUCCGAGCCUCUCUUCA